Messenger RNA from Melopsittacus undulatus (budgerigar), 6494 nucleotides. Its product is annotated as argonaute RISC component 4. Gene Ontology annotation, molecular function: miRNA binding; protein binding; single-stranded RNA binding. NCBI's taxonomy places the organism in Eukaryota, Metazoa, Chordata, Aves, Psittaciformes, Psittaculidae. The record is from RefSeq and is a predicted model, not a curated record. The transcript has 18 exons. Bases 328 to 2913 code for a protein of 861 amino acids. Gene Ontology annotation, biological process: regulatory ncRNA-mediated post-transcriptional gene silencing.
CCUCGUCCUCGGGCGCGCGCGGGGGGAAGGCGGCGCGUGCUGACGGGAGCGCGCUCGGGCUCGGUGGCGGCGCAGCGGGGGGAUUGUUUGCGCCGCCGCUCGGGGUCCCUCCCCGCCGCUCUCCCCCCUCCCUCAUCAUCACCUUCCUCCUCCGCCGCCUCGCCGUGCCCCGCCGCCGCUGUCGCCCCCGUUUCCGUGUCGGGCCCCCACCCCGCAGCCAAUAUUCCGGAGAUCAAGCGCUACGCGGCCACGGCGGCGGGGCCGGCGGUGGGGCCCGGGCCGGUUGUCGGGGCCGGCGGUGACCGCAGCGAGGCCACCACCGCCGCCAUGGAAGCGUUGGGACCCGGGCCCCCAACAAGCCUUUUCCAGCCACCCCGUCGCCCAGGCCUGGGAACUGUUGGGAAACCCAUCCGCCUCCUGGCCAACCAUUUCCAGGUUCAGAUCCCCAAGAUUGAUGUCUAUCACUAUGAUGUAGAUAUUAAACCAGAAAAGCGCCCUCGAAGAGUCAACAGAGAGGUGGUGGAUACUAUGGUGAGACACUUCAAGAUGCAGAUAUUCGGUGAUCGGCAGCCUGGAUACGAUGGGAAACGGAACAUGUACACAGCACACCCCUUACCUAUUGGCCGGGAUAGAGUGGAUAUGGAGGUGACGCUUCCAGGAGAGGGGAAGGACCAGACAUUUAAAGUAUCCGUUCAGUGGGUGUCAGUCGUCAGCCUUCAGUUGCUGCUGGAGGCUCUGGCAGGGCACUUGAAUGAAGUUCCAGAAGAUUCUGUACAAGCACUUGACGUGAUCACACGGCACCUUCCCUCCAUGAGGUACACUCCUGUGGGUCGCUCCUUUUUCUCCCCUCCUGAAGGUUAUUACCACCCUCUGGGUGGUGGCAGGGAGGUCUGGUUUGGUUUCCACCAGUCAGUCAGGCCUGCCAUGUGGAACAUGAUGCUCAACAUUGAUGUGUCAGCAACUGCUUUCUAUCGUGCUCAGCCUAUCAUUGAGUUCAUGUGCGAGGUCUUGGACAUUCAGAACAUCAAUGAGCAAUCCAAGCCUCUUACAGACUCCCAGCGUGUCAAGUUUACCAAAGAAAUCAGAGGUCUGAAAGUAGAGGUUACCCACUGUGGCCAGAUGAAGAGAAAAUACCGGGUUUGCAAUGUUACUCGGCGACCAGCUAGUCAUCAGACGUUUCCUCUGCAGCUGGAAAAUGGGCAGGCUAUGGAGUGCACAGUAGCUCAGUAUUUUAAGCAGAAGUACAGUCUGCAGCUGAAAUAUCCUCACCUUCCCUGUCUCCAAGUAGGGCAGGAGCAGAAACACACGUACUUACCACUUGAGGUGUGUAACAUAGUGGCAGGCCAGAGAUGUAUAAAGAAGCUAACGGACAAUCAGACAUCGACUAUGAUAAAAGCAACUGCAAGAUCUGCACCUGACCGCCAGGAAGAAAUCAGCAGACUAGUGAAAAGUAACAGUAUGGUUGGUGGACCUGAUCCCUACCUGAAGGAGUUUGGUAUUGUUGUCCACAAUGAAAUGACAGAGUUGACAGGCAGAGUUUUGCCAGCACCAAUGCUGCAAUAUGGAGGCAGGAACAAGACUGUGGCCACACCAAACCAAGGUGUGUGGGACAUGAGAGGCAAACAGUUCUAUGCUGGCAUUGAGAUUAAAGUUUGGGCUGUUGCCUGUUUUGCUCCUCAGAAACAAUGCAGGGAAGACUUACUAAAGAGUUUCACAGACCAGCUGCGCAAGAUCUCCAAGGAUGCAGGGAUGCCCAUCCAAGGCCAGCCCUGCUUCUGCAAAUAUGCCCAGGGUGCCGACAGCGUGGAGCCCAUGUUUAAACACUUAAAACUCACUUAUGUUGGUCUGCAGCUGAUCGUGGUGAUUCUACCUGGAAAGACACCCGUGUAUGCUGAAGUGAAGCGGGUUGGUGACACUCUCCUAGGAAUGGCCACGCAGUGUGUUCAGGUAAAGAAUGUGGUAAAAACCUCACCACAAACGCUGUCCAACCUGUGUCUGAAGAUCAAUGCAAAGCUUGGAGGAAUCAACAAUGUGCUGGUACCUCAUCAAAGGCCCUCGGUGUUCCAGCAGCCAGUGAUCUUUCUGGGAGCAGACGUCACCCACCCUCCUGCUGGGGAUGGGAAGAAGCCUUCCAUCGCUGCGGUGGUUGGCAGCAUGGACGGGCACCCCAGCCGCUACUGUGCCACAGUGCGCGUGCAGACCUCGCGCCAGGAGACCUCCCAGGAGCUGCUCUACAGUCAGGAGGUGAUCCAGGACCUCACUAACAUGGUGCGAGAACUCUUGAUCCAGUUCUACAAAUCCACUCGUUUCAAGCCCACAAGGAUCAUUUACUACAGAGGGGGAGUAUCAGAAGGACAGAUGAAGCAGGUAGCUUGGCCAGAGCUUAUAGCAAUCCGGAAGGCCUGUAUUAGUUUGGAAGAAGAUUACAGACCAGGAAUAACCUACAUUGUUGUGCAGAAAAGGCAUCACACCAGGCUAUUCUGUGCUGACAAAACUGAAAGGGUGGGUAAGAGCGGCAACGUUCCAGCAGGCACUACUGUGGACAGCACGAUCACACAUCCUUCUGAAUUUGACUUUUACCUCUGUAGCCAUGCAGGAAUUCAGGGAACCAGCCGCCCCUCUCACUACCAGGUCCUGUGGGACGACAACUGCUUUACCGCAGACGAACUGCAGCUGUUGACAUACCAGCUGUGUCACACGUAUGUCCGCUGUACGCGAUCCGUCUCUAUCCCAGCUCCUGCCUACUAUGCCAGGCUGGUAGCGUUUAGAGCCAGAUACCAUCUUGUGGACAAGGAUCAUGACAGUGCUGAAGGCAGCCAUGUGUCAGGACAGAGCAAUGGCCGUGAUCCUCAGGCUCUGGCAAAAGCAGUGCAGAUCCACCAUGACACUCAGCAUACGAUGUAUUUUGCUUGAGAGCAUCUGGGAAGAUGAGGCAAAACCAACAACCCGUGCAGUCCUGAAAUGUUUUGAAUGCCUACUGCUAUAGCUGGGGCCCAGUUGAUUUCAGGCUGCCCAUUACCAGCAGCUCUGACCAGUCGCACUGAAUCUGUACUUCACAGCAAUGUCUGAUGCACCAACAUAAUUGAGCCAUUUGUUUCAUUGUUUUCUGUAAUAGAAAUUCAUAGACUUGUCUUUUCUGAUGCAUUGGACUGAAUUUUUACCUCAAAAGUGUAAAAGGCCGAUCAUCCUGACAUUUUUAAAGGAUUUGGCACGAAAGGUUUCUAUUGAAUAUUUUGCUAGCUAUCGUUUUUGAGUUCUCUUCUCAUCCCAUGAGCUUAACAUGACGACUUGAUUCCCCGUCUUCACGCCCUGCUUAGUGAGUAUGCAUAUUGAUGGCAAAAUGUUUUUCUCCGGUUCAAUGUAAUUGUUCUAUUGUGUGGGGCCAUAGAUUUUUUAAUGGAGAUUUUAGACUUCACUACUGUAAAUGCCUUUUAUGGAACGUAACUUUCACAGGUAUUGCAGUUUUUUGUCAGUUUUACUAAGUAUCUUUUUAAUCUCUGCAGACUUCGGCUGCGAAGCAAUUGCACUAUACUGCGAGUUCGACUAGGUGGUUCUUGUUCUGUGAAUGUGUAAUAUAAACAGAUAGUGAUGCCUGUCAGUAGAUCUUAAUUCUAAUGGUUAUAAAUAAUACUGCCAUGGUAUCGUAACAAGUACUGAACCAUCAUUUCCCCCCUCUAAAAAUGAUAAAAAAAAAGAAAACACAAAAAAAUUAGCUUUUAGGUAUUUUGCAGACUUUUACAGAAGUGCCCACUUGAUGCUGCUGUGUGGUUUGAUAAAUCUAAGGGAUUUUAAAACUUUUUUCUCCUAGAGGGUUUAACUUUGGCAAUAAAUCUUUGUUUUUUAAGCCCCCCCAACAGUGUAAUUUUCUAGCUGAGGAUUGUGCAUGAGUCGAACCGACAUUCUCGUGUCGUUUUUCUGAACACACAAUUUGGCAGUUUCGGUAACGAAUUGGGAAAGAUGCAUUUCCAUGCUUUUUUUAAGACUUAUUUUUAACUGUUUUAUAUUCACUGUUGGUGUCCUGUCUACAGCAUUUUUUAUAAGCUUGGAAACUGGGUGUUACGUGUAGGAAAGGCUUGCCAAUCUGUACAGUCUACAUGUAUUGUGUGACCGGCAACCUACUUGCUACCAGCAUUUUCAACUCUUUGGUUUUCUCUUCCCCUGGAAAUCUAGGUUGCGCACACAACUGCAUCCAACAGCAUGUUUAACCAACGUAACUCUCAUCUACUGAUUCUGUCCCAGCCUAGAAGUUAGGGUUUUGGUUAAUCUGCUUGGCUUUGUUUCAGCUGCAGUGUAGAAUAAAGAAGAGGGGCUCGGUUUCACCGGAUGCUCUCGGAAUCCGUGAACAUGGUGUGUUAAGACUAGAUCCCCCUUAGUGUUAACCUGAGCUAGUGCAGAUUAAAACCUUCUUCCUAAACUGAGGAGAGCCGACACCACUACUUCAGUAACGGGAGCUGAAGUCCAAGGAUUGCACUGUGGGCUCUGAUGCUCGUGUGGGGUUUGCUGCUAAGUUGUCUGCUGUUCCAAAGCAUAGGAACCAGCCCCCUCAAAAUUUCAGCAAUAUGAAAUGCUGUUUCCUUCAAUCUUUAAGCUUGUAAAUAAAUGAAAGUUUACAUUUCUAGCCGCUGGGGGUUACUUUCAGUUGUACCAGAGUACACUGAACUUAGACUUCAGACAGUUUUAUAACCACCUUUCAAGUAGGACGUCUCAUGAAAUUAAGUUGAAACUUUUAUUCCUUUCUGUUGCAAAUGGGACUGAAGCAAACUCUGCUCCUGGCACAUGCUGAGGGCAGGGUUAGAUUGAAAGGAAAAAAGAUUCUUUUUGAAGUUUUUUUAAUUCUUUUUUGUUUAAAGAAUACCUCACUUGUGUAAUAAAAUCAGGACGUGGGUGGGAGACUGACCGCUGCUUCAGCUGGAUGGCUGCUUUCUCAGUACUCGUUCAGGGAGAACACAAAAAACCCCCCUUGUUAGAAUGAACUCUGACUGACCCAACACAAACCAGAGAACUUUGGCACCUUGAAAAGAAACUGAGCGCCCUUUUUAGGUGGUAAGAUCAAGGAUCACUAUUUUGAGUUUGUGCACUAGGCAAGAAUGUGGCUGGUUUAAUGGAGGGUGCGUAAGGAAGAUGUAGUUUGUAGUUGUCCAGUGCCAAGCACUCCUAGUUCGGAUUGAGUGAAGCGAGAGCCUCUCCUUUGUUUGCCUGGGACCGGACUCGAUGUUUAACCUCAGGCUAGGUGGGUUGUUAGACCUCGCCUUGGGAGGAGAGUCAGGACUGUGGCAUGGUGGUACCGGUAAGACCAACACUGCGGCAGUUCCUGCACAGGUCUGAGGCCACAAAUGGAGGUUGGGCUUGACAUCUGGAUUAGCCCCUUGGGCCUGACUGAAUCGUUAUGCAUGUGUCAAUCAAUGGGAAGAUGUGCAUUCUGUAGAUGUAGUUCUUAGGGUGUUUUGGGUUUGGUUUUUGUUAUUUUUUUAACUAAAUAAAGCCUGUUGGCCACUGUUUAGCUCUGUGGUGUGAAAGAGUUUAAAUGUAGCAAUGUUUAACGAGUUGGGCAGGGGGUGGUUGGUGUUUGAAACCACAAAAGGGGGGCAGAAAUCCUGUUUUCAAGCAGUUCUGCUUGCUUUGUGAACAGCUGCAUUCUGAACAAGCGCUGGUGAUGGUUUUGAAGGGCCUGGUGCUUUAUCUGUGCUCUAAGUACUGCAGUUGGCUGCAUCCGAAGGGCACCGGAGGUGGCUGCUCGCAGCACAGCUCUGCUCCCAGGUCAAACCCCACCAGCAGCUCUAUUCUGUGCAUUGGGGACCUUGUUCAGAUCCAGUGUUUAACACAACCCACCCCCAAGCUCCCUUUGUGGAUGUGCUGUAGGAGUUUUCUUGCUCAAUAGCAAGGGAGUCGCUCUGCUUUCAUUUUUGGAAGGCAGGGUUUGGAGGGCAUUGUAUCAAUCCUGUUCUGACUACAAGGCUUCUUCCUUGUGCACUGGAGGAAAGACCUUGAAAUAUCACAGAUUUUCUUAUACCUUGCUAUUGACAUUUUCAUAUUUCUAUGUCUAGAGCUGAAACUUCAAUGUAAGAUGUUUGCAUUUGUUCCUUUGGACUUACGAUGUAAUUCUUUUUGUUUCUAUAUUGUUGGACUUGUAAUGUUGAAACCUGUAUUUUACUAAAUGGGGACUGGAUGUAUGUCUAUAGCAAUACGAGGUACUCUUUCUGAACUGUCCUGGGCAGGUGACAGCCCCACGUUGCGCUAAGAUGCUGGUCGUGUACAACUUGCAAUGUAUUUUUUUUUAGCCUGCAGGGAUAUUUUGUGUUCAUGUGUCCAAAAAAAAGGAAUAAGAAUAAGAAUAAGAAUAAAAAAAGGCAUUCUUGUGCCAAAUGUUGUUUUUCCUUGUUGCUGUCUAAUAAAUGCAAUGUACAGAGUGAGCAACUGCUACUGCUGCCUGUAAACAAAUGUCUUAAAUUAUUUAACUUUUAAUUAAACCUUGUACACUAUGUGUAAGCUGUGGA